AGAGCGCGCAGCAGGUUGGGCCACGAGUGUCAAAGAAGGUUCAAUGGCGUGGCAGGGACUGGCGGCCGAGUUCCUGCAGGUGCCAGCGGUGACGCGGACCUACACCGCGGCCUGUGUCCUUACCACCGCAGCUGUGCAACUGGAGCUCCUCAGCCCCUUCCAGCUCUAUUUCAACCCGCACCUCGUGUUCCGGAAGUUUCAGGUCUGGAGGCUCGUCACCAACUUCCUCUUCUUUGGGCCCCUGGGAUUCAGCUUCUUCUUCAACAUGCUCUUCGUGUUUCGCUACUGCCGCAUGCUGGAGGAGGGCUCCUUCCGUGGCCGCACGGCCGACUUCGUCUUCAUGUUUCUCUUCGGGGGCGUCCUCAUGACCCUGCUGGGGCUCCUGGGCAGCCUGUUCUUCUUGGGCCAGGCCCUCACUGUCAUGCUGGUGUAUGUCUGGAGUCGCCGCAACCCCCGAGUGAGGGUCAACUUCUUUGGCCUCCUCACCUUCCAGGCACCAUUCCUGCCCUGGGCACUCAUGGGUUUCUCACUGCUGCUGGGCAACUCAAUCCUUGUCGACCUGCUGGGGAUUGCUGUGGGCCACGUUUACUACUUCCUAGAGGAUGUUUUCCCCAACCAGCCUGGAGGCAAGAGGUUGCUGCUGACCCCCAGUUUCCUGAAGCUGCUACUGGAUGCCCGAGAGGAGGACCCCAAUUACCUGCCCCUCCCGGAGGAGCAGCCAGGACCCCUGCAGCAAUGACCCUACCCAGGGCCAGGGCCAGCCCAAGAAGCCCGUUUUCCUGGUUUCCGACAGACCUCCCUCCCACCCCUAACUCCCGCUUUCAGGAGAGCAACCUGUCCUGCAGACUGGGCCUGUGCCCAGGGCCCACCCAAAUAAACAGGAUGACCUGCA
Molecule: messenger RNA, 892 nt
Organism: Herpailurus yagouaroundi (jaguarundi)
Lineage: Eukaryota; Metazoa; Chordata; Mammalia; Carnivora; Felidae
Gene: DERL3
Product: derlin 3
Exons: 7
Coding region: 44-739 (231 amino acids)
Source: RefSeq, a predicted model, not a curated record